UAUACAUACAGAUGUCGUUUUGCAUCGUUAUUAUUGAAGUUAUUCCGAUGUUCUUUUUAGAACAAAAAUUCGCGCCCAAAUGAGUGAUAAAGAGCAGCAUAAGUGUGUUUUGUGUGACUCAAAAUUAGAUUCUAAAGAGGAAUUACAGGAACAUUUUAGAAAACAUGCAAAUAAAAAAAUAGAUGCUCGUGGACGUCCUGUUAAAGAUAGCAAAAAUGCAGACACCAAGUGCGAUGAGUGUGGUCAAUCAUUUGACAGUAUAACUGCAACAAUAAGACAUAAAUUUAAAGUCCAUUCUAAUUCCCAGACUAAAUUCUAUUGUCCCUAUUGUGGGAUGCAAUUUCCACUAAAAACACAUAGAGAUAAUCAUCAAACAUCGCAUGACCAAAAAGAAAGUAAAAAUAAAGAUGACCAUGCUAAGUGCGAGGAUUGCAAUGUAAUAUUUUAUAAUAAAAAAGCAUUUGAUUAUCAUCAUCGUUCGAUACAUAAAAGAAUGGUGCAUAUAUUUCAACCAAUUGUUACUCCACCCCCAAGCAACAAAAUUAAACUCAAUUCCAUGAAUGAUGCUUUAAGUGUUUACUAUUGUCAUUUGUGCGGUGCAGAGUACAUUAUCAAAUUUAAUUUACAGCAACAUUUGGAACGUGCUCAUUCCAAGGAAGAAAGAGACACCAUACCAGGAGAUCUAAUUAAAUGUACCAUUUGUGCUGCAUUAUUUAGUAGUAAAAAAGCAUAUGAUGUUCACAAUAGUUAUCAUCGACCUGAUGAUUUAUAUGUAACAUCGGAAGAACAGAGAUUGCAGACUGUUACAAAAAUAGAUCAAGACUUUGAUAUUAGAAGAGUCGAAGCGGUAGCUAAUAAAUACGUUACUAAAACUAAUAUAUCCAAGAGGCCAGCUAAACAUUGGUCUAAGCAAGAAAAAAUGCAAACAUUAAACAAACCUAUAAAAGAAGAAUACUCUUCAUCUGACAAUGACCUUGCUUGUGCUAAAGAUUCCAGCGAUUCUGAAAGUGAUCUUCCUUUAAAACAAAGAUUCUCUAGCUAGCAAAGGUCCACAUCUAACUUUAAAGUAAUUGUAUUGACUUUAAAUAUUGAAUUUUUUAUUAACCCUUUGACUACAGUAGACUUUGAAAUACAUUAACAUAUUUCUACCAUA
Molecule: messenger RNA, 1153 nt
Organism: Polistes canadensis
Lineage: Eukaryota; Metazoa; Arthropoda; Insecta; Hymenoptera; Vespidae
Product: zinc finger protein 260-like
Exons: 6
Coding region: 80-1042 (320 amino acids)
Biological process (GO): regulation of transcription by RNA polymerase II
Cellular component (GO): nucleus
Molecular function (GO): RNA polymerase II transcription regulatory region sequence-specific DNA binding; DNA-binding transcription factor activity, RNA polymerase II-specific
Source: RefSeq, a predicted model, not a curated record